Molecule: messenger RNA, 2113 nt
Organism: Ilex paraguariensis (yerba mate)
Lineage: Eukaryota; Viridiplantae; Streptophyta; Magnoliopsida; Aquifoliales; Aquifoliaceae
Source: the annotation of a GenBank genome assembly
CACCCCCAAAAAUUACCAAACAGGCUCUAAUAGUCUUCCCUACAGCCCCGCGCUAAAACCCCAACUGAUUCCCAGAACGCAUUGAUCACCUGAAGAAAUCAAACCCAAUGUGGCGGAAAAACACAUUCACGGAGAAUCAAGAUUCUGAUCAAAGCAUCUCCGAAGAGGAAUAUUUGGACGGAGACUGGGCAAAAAAUUGUGUGUCAUUAGGUGGCCCCGAGGAAAAGAAGGGGGGAAUCCAAGUUCUUUCUCAGCUUGAUUUACUGAAAGAUGCCUGUGAACUUGGAAAUGCAGCCAAGACAACCAUCUCAGCUCAGAAGGUGAAAACAGAUUUGGGUAUUGAAGAUGAGGUUGAGUUUCCUGUCUUUAAUAACGAGGAUGAUUUUAUCCGCUUUCCAAGAAUAUAUGUGUGCAACUCAGAGGAAGAAAUUCUACCUGAUGGUGGGGAAGUUAGUCGUCCAAGCUUUGGAAGGGCAAAGAAGGAUAUUGCCAGCACAUGGUUUGCAGCAAGUAGAGAAGCCGAGGCACUAGCUCACUUAAAUGAAAAUGCUGGGUGUUCUUCAUCCUUUAACCUUUCUUCUACAGUGAACAGAUCCUCUAAAGGUGGCCGAGGCAAAGCUAAGCCUAAGUUUUCAUUCCAAUUUCAGUCACAUAGGGAAGAUCUUUCUCGGGCUGUUAAUAACAAUGAUGAGACAGACUCUUCAUUGAAUCCAUUGAUUAACAAGAGCAAAAACAAAAACAAUUCAGUGCCAGAGCACUUGGAGGUUUUUCAGGAAGAAAAACUAGUAGAGCCAGAGAUUCAUGAGAUGCCAGCUGUUGUGGCAAUUGGGCAUGAUCAUGGCGAGCAUUCGAUGGCUGAGCUUCUAGACUGCUUUCAGGAAAAGAAUGGUCAGCUAGAGGAAAGAUUUAAAGUGCAUAGUAGGCCAAAAGGAAGAAGAGUGCAGUUUGUUGAUGGGAGAAGUUUAUCUCCCUUGACAGAGAUGGAUAUGGAUGAGGAUGAGGAUGACCCAGUUGAGGCUUUGGAUGGUGGAUUAUCAAGUGGGGACGAGUUCGAGGAGAAUCCUGAAAAUCUAAAGCUUUUUGUCCUGGGUUCUGAACGAAAAACUAUGGCUGAUCGAUUUGAGGAUGCUUUGGGUGCUGCUCCUAUGGAUGAUGAGGGGCCACUCUUUGCGUUUCCUAGAAAAUCUGGCUCUGGAUUAUUUGGAAAGUUGCAGCAGGUAAUGCAGAGUGAGAAGGAAAGAGACAUGUGCUUCUUAAAGAGGCAACAGAGAGAAGCUUGCUCGAAUGAUGAAGCAAGCAGCAUUGACGUGAGAAUCUUGUCAAGGUGUCUAGAGGCAAAGCUGACUGUAUGUUGUUGCUCUUUCAGCAGGGAUAAAGAGUGCCAUCAACAGAAGGAUAAUCUACCAACAGUAGACAACAAUGGCGGAAAGACUCUGACUAUCAUCUUUAGCUCCAAAACAUGUUGUGAUGUUGAACUUGAGGUUGGGAACUUGAUUCGCAUCCAUUCACCAUGGUAUGAGCGGAAUUAAAUUGUAUGUUUUGUAUCAACUGAUUUUUCGAAGGUAUAGGUGUCCAAAGUAGUUUACCUACCUUUGUCGAGCAGCUCAAUUUUACUUUUGCUUGGUUUUAUGAAUCGAAUUAAUUUUUGGUUGCGUGAAUCUGUAUGCAGGAAAGAAGUGCACGUCAUGGGAAAUAAUGAGAUCAUCAUUUUGUCAACGUAUUUUUCCCAUAUUUCGAUUUGAUUAAAUAUUUUUGCAUCAAAGCUCUUGGUUUGUCUUUGGCCUCUGUGCUGGUCUCCAAUCGAACGAAGUGGAGAGAGCUUUUGUGCAAAUCUGGCCACAAUGAAAUUAACUUGGGUUACAGAGCACACGAUGAAGGCAUCCAAAAGAACAUAUAUGUAAAUAGGUGCUGAAUGUAACAGCUCUUAGUAGACCUACUUCCUUAUAUUUCUAUUUGAGACUACCUCGGAUCACGGCCAAUACUCUCAUGGUGAAGGAGAGUGGUGCAAUCAUGAAGUGUAUAGUCACAUAGACGUGGCUUAGUUGCAAUUGCAAUCCUGAUUUCUGUUGCUAAAUUCCUAUUUUCUUUCGCAUCCAAUGCUGCAAAUCACUUU